UCCUAUCACUUCAACUCUCUCUCGAACAUCAUGGAGAAGCCCCCACCCCAUCGCGGGCCUUGCCCCGGCGGCCAUGCGCAGGAGGCAAGGGCUCGGCCGGCGGGGAGCUUCAGCGGCGGCAGGCGGGUACAGCUGUGCGCAACCCCGCUGUGAGCUUGCCCGGGUCACCGGUGAGUGCGUGGCAGCACUGAGCGCGCUGAAGCUGGCCAUGGGGCUGGCCCACUGUGGCUCCAUGCUGCGCGUGCUGGUGGAGUUCCCCGUGGAGUUCCUCGGUGUGCUGCUGCUGUUCGCCGACGUCGAGCUCGCCGUUGCAACCAGGGAAUUUUCAGCGAGAGUCCCGAGGUCGAACAAGCUCGAACCAGGAAGGGCGCGCUUGCAGCUUGAACAAGCAAGCAGCGCACGUGCAGCUUGAACAAGCAAGCAGCGCACGUGCAGCUCGAACAAGGAAGGUGGAGCAAGCAGCACGAGGCACGGCGCUGCGGCCAUGGUGGCUCGAGCUCGGCGGCGGCCUAGAUGAGCGGCGGCGGCCCUCCGAGCGGCGGCGGCCAGGACGAGCUGCGGAGGCCUAGCACGGCGGGGCUGGUCCGGACGGCGGGCGCGGCCAUUUUUCCUUGGUUUUUAAAUCGAUUACUAGGGGCGGGUGAUGGGAUGACCCGCUCCUGGAAAACAAUUUUCAGGGGUGGGUGACGGGGUGAUCCGCCCCUAGAAAUUGAUUUUAGAGGUGGAUGAUGGGGUGACCCCUCUCCUAGAAAUGAGUUCUUAGGGGCGGGUGCGUUACCGCCUCUGCAAAUACCAUUUUUAGUUGUGAAAAGCAGCAACGGGUCUGAGAUCCGCCCCUAAAUAUAGCAUUUUGACCGCCCCUACAAAUACUUUUUGUAGUAGUAGGUCAAUAGGUCUCAUGAGUAGUUUGUACUAUGAUGUAGCUCAUUCAGUAUUUUAGACCUUUUCAUUAAUCAUGUUAUGUAAUGAACAAUUUAGACUUUUAAUUAAUCAUAGCGUCAAUUUUAGAGUGAUUUUUUCCUA
Molecule: messenger RNA, 1023 nt
Organism: Panicum virgatum (switchgrass)
Lineage: Eukaryota; Viridiplantae; Streptophyta; Magnoliopsida; Poales; Poaceae
Product: molybdate transporter 1-like
Exons: 2
Coding region: 74-412 (112 amino acids)
Biological process (GO): molybdate ion transport
Molecular function (GO): molybdate ion transmembrane transporter activity
Source: RefSeq, a predicted model, not a curated record